AAAUGAUUUUAGCAGUGGAAGUUAUAAACUGCAGAGACCUAAAGAAAUCAUCAUGAAGCUAUAUGUAUUUCUGGUCAACACUGGAACUACGCUUACCUUUGAUACGGAACUUGCUGUACAAAAUGUGGCUGAUCUGAAACAUGCAAUUCAAACAAAGUACAAGAUUGCCAUUCAGCACCAAGUACUGGUUGUCAAUGGAGGAGAGUGUAUGGCACCGGACAGGAGAGUGUGUAGUUACAGUGCUGGAACAGAUACCAACCCAAUUUUUUUAUUCAACAAAGAAAUGAUCUUGUGUGAACGUCCACCAGCUAUCCCCAAAACCACAUUUUCAGCAGAGAAUGAGAUGGAAUUGAAAGUAGAAGAAUCUCUCAUGAUGCCUGCAGUGUUUCAUACAGUAGCAUCACGCACGCAGCUUGCUGUGGAAAUGUAUGAGGUUGCCAAGAAACUUUGCUCCUUUUGUGAAGGUCUUGUACAUGAUGAACAUCUUCAGCAUCAAGGCUGGGCUGCUAUAAUGGCCAACUUGGAAGAUUGUACAUACUCUUACCAAAAGCUACUUUUCAAGUUUGAAAAUGUAUAUUCAAGCUAUUUGCAGUCCAUAGAUGAUAUCAAGUUGAAACUUACACACUUGGGUUCUGCUGUUUCUAUCAUGGCCAAGAUACCACUGCUGGAGUGCCUAACAAGACAUAGUUAUAGAGAGUGUUUAGGAAGACUGGAUUCUUCAGCUGAGCAUGGAGGGGCAGAAAGUGAAGAAACUGAGGAUGGGAAAUCUCCUGAAUUGGUGCUUUAUCCUGAUACAUCUAAAGUGAACAAUAAAUCAAUGUUAGCCUCGUUUUGCAAGUCAGUUGAACAUUCAGCUUUGGAAAGCACAGAUCCUGAAAACGUAAAAGAUGUUAAAGAAUCUGGUCAAAGUGCUACUGUCCAGGACAAUGAAACAUCAGUAGAAUUGAAAGAUGAUGAUCAGCCUUCCUUCAAUGUGUCUUUGUUAGACUGGAUAAAUGUUCAAGAUAGACCUAAUGAUGUUGAAUCACUGGUCAGAAAAUGUUUUGAUUCUAUGAGCAGGCUUGAUCCAAGGAUCAUUCAGCCCUUUCUGGCAGAAUGUCGACAAACUAUCGCCAAACUAGAUAAUCAGAACAUGAAGGCUAUUAAAGGCCUUGAGGAUAGGCUCUAUGCAUUGGACCAGAUGAUAGCAAGCUGCAGCAGACUAGUGAAUGAACAAAAAGAACUUGCUCAGGGAUUUUUGGCUAAUCAGAAGAGAGCUGAGAACUUAAAAGAUCCUUCUGUGCUGCCUGAUUUGUGUUUGAGUCAUGCAAAUCAGCUGAUGAUUAUGUUAACUAAUCACAGAAAACUGUUAGAUAUUAAGCAGAAAUGUACCACUGCCAAACAGGAGCUUGCAAAUAAUCUACAAGUCAGACUGAAGUGGUGUUGUUUUGUAAUGCUUCAUGCUGACCAAGAUGGAGAGAAACUACAAGCCCUGCUUCGUCUUGUAACAGAGCUCCUAGAAAGGGUCAAAGUUGUAGAGGCUCUCAGUACUGUUCCUCAAAUGUACUGUCUAGCUGUUGUUGAGGUUGUGAGGAGAAAAAUGUUCAUAAAACACUACAGGGAGUGGGCGGGUGCUUUAAUAAAAGAUGGGAAACACCUAUAUGAAGCUGAAAAGGCAAAAAGGGAAUCUUUUGGUAAACUAUUCAGGAAGUCUUUUCUAAGGAAUCGUUUGUUUAGAGGACUUGACUCCUGGCCUCCAUCCUUUUGUACACAAAAACCUCGAAGAUUUGACAGUGAGCUUCCAGAUAUCUCAUUAAAUGACUUGCAGUUUUUGCAGUCCUUUUGUCCUUCAGAAGUACAGCCGUUACUCAGGGUUCCCAUACUUUGUGACUUUGAACCUCUUCACCAGCAUGUACGUGCUCUACAUAACCUGGUAAAGGCAGCACAGAGUUUGGAUGAAAUGUCACAAACCAUUACAGACCUGCUGAAUGAACAAAAG
Messenger RNA from Antrostomus carolinensis (chuck-will's-widow), 1978 nucleotides. Its product is annotated as RB1-inducible coiled-coil protein 1-like. The record is from RefSeq and is a predicted model, not a curated record. Gene Ontology annotation, cellular component: Atg1/ULK1 kinase complex; phagophore assembly site membrane. Gene Ontology annotation, molecular function: molecular adaptor activity; protein kinase binding. The annotation marks the transcript as partial. Gene Ontology annotation, biological process: autophagy of mitochondrion; positive regulation of protein phosphorylation; reticulophagy. Lineage: Eukaryota; Metazoa; Chordata; Aves; Caprimulgiformes; Caprimulgidae. The transcript is spliced from 12 exons.